Molecule: messenger RNA, 1362 nt
Organism: Cucurbitaria berberidis CBS 394.84
Lineage: Eukaryota; Fungi; Ascomycota; Dothideomycetes; Pleosporales; Cucurbitariaceae
Product: cytochrome P450
Exons: 6
Coding region: 1-1362 (453 amino acids)
Molecular function (GO): iron ion binding; oxidoreductase activity, acting on paired donors, with incorporation or reduction of molecular oxygen; heme binding
Source: RefSeq, a predicted model, not a curated record
AUGCCUGUCUUGUACUGCAAGGCCAACAUCCCCUUUAUCGUCCCUACCCUGGAGUCUGGACCUACUGUGGUGCUGCCACAGCAACAGAUCAAAGCCGUCUAUGGAUUGCCAGAAGACGUCUUGGGUGUACAUCGAGUGCAAGAUGAGACCAUGCAGCUGCAUUGGGUUUUCCCGGACGCUCAUCUCCUCGCCGAAAGACUGCAAUUUAACGUCAUCCGCAACCAACUCACGCAGAAUAUCCCCAAAAUCAUUCCGCGCGUUGCAGCCGAAAUCGAUUUCGGCUUCUCACGAAGCUGGGGCAAUGACACCGGGUGGAAGGAGGUUCGAGUUUGGACCUCCACGUUACGUAUCGUCGCAGGCGCAGCAAAUGGAGUUUUUUGUGGCCCGCCGCUAUGCCGCGAUAUUGUCUUCUUGGACAGGAUGAAAGACCACGCUAUGACCAUCUUCGCAGGCGCCCUCGUUCUCAACUGUUUUCCAAAGUCCCUGUUUCCCGUAUUUGGGCCUGUACUUUCCUUGGUUUCUGGUUUUAUGGAAAAAAGGGCAAUGGAGAAAAGUAUGCCAGUUGUCGAGAAGCGAUUAGUGCAGACUGCGCGAUGGAAAUCAGAGCCUGCUUGUGAAUGGGCACCUCCUGACGACGCCCUCCAAUGGAUCAUAGAUGAAUGCUACACAAGCAAGAACCCGGACGCGCAGCUGCACCCCAAGCGUGUGUCCCAGCGUUUACUAUUCGUCAACGAUGUUUCCAUGUUAACGACGGCAUACACGGCCCAGAACUUCAUCCUAGACAUUUUCAGUACGGAUCCUUCACUAGGCUAUGUGGACAUUUUACGCCAAGAAUGCAAAAAUGCGCUAAGUGAAUCGAAUGGGAAGUGGAGCCCCGAGGCUGUGAAAAAGCUCCGACUUGUGGACUCUGCGAUACGAGAGUCCAUGAGGAUGAAUCCUUUUGGGACGCUGACGCUCCCACGAGAGGUCGUGCAUCCAGGGGGCAUCAGAGUAGACAACUGGGACGUGUGCAUUCCAAAUCAUACGCGCAUCGCACUACCAACUGAAGCCAUCCAUUACGACAAUAGCAUCUAUUCAGACGCACAUCGCUACGACCCAUUCCGCUUUGCGCACUUAGAGGACUAUGAGAGUUCCCAGGUUAAGUCGACCGUUACGCUUGACGAUAGUUUUCUGGCCUUUGGCGUUCCAGGGAGAUGGGCUUGUCCGGGUCGUUUCUUUGCUCUGCUGGAGUUGAAGAUAUUUGUUGCAAACAUGCUUUUGGACUAUGAGAUUGGGUAUCUAAAGAAGAGACCGAGUCCGAUUUAUCUACUGUGGGCGAGGUAUCCGCCGGAUGUUAGAAUAUGGAUAAGAAGAAGAUAUUAA